UAUUGUUUGGCAACAUGAAUGCCGCGCGGCCGUAACCAUCUGACCAUUGUAAGAUGUUAUCGUCGUUUCACAUGGAACUUGGAAGACUAGACGGACCUUUGUACUUUUUCGUUGCAGAGGACCGCAGUGAGUGAGUGACCACCCCCCACCCCCCUUCACCAUGGCCCUAGUGUUUGGUAUCGGUGCGGGUCUCUUCACUCUCGGCAUAAUAUGGGGCUUCUCUCUACUGAUGUGCAUCAUUCUGUCCCGGGCUGCUGGGGGUGCCAAAUAUGGAGGUUUUGCCUUGAUUGUACUAGCCGGUGUGAUAACCGUCAUACUGAUCAUCUACCCCAAGGAAGGAUUGGUGCCAGAACCGGACAUACGGAUAACGGACCGCAUGUUUUGGCCUCGUGUCAUCAUCCUUACACUCAUCAGCAUAUUUGCUCUUCUCUGCUUUGUCUUCAUGUUCAUAUUUCAUUGGACGGAGCCAAUCUACGCCAAGCCAAUCAAGAGCAAGAGAUUCUGAUAAGUGGAAUAUCACUGAGAGUGACACCAGUGAAUUGUAAUAUGAGGAGUGCACUAGUGCACAGGAGGUCGGAAGUUGCAGUCCCACCUGAGUAAGAUUUUGAAGUUUACUCACAACUUCUCGGAGAGAAGUGUUCAGUGCUUGUAAUACAACAGUGGAGUGUAUG
Molecule: messenger RNA, 671 nt
Organism: Patiria miniata (bat star)
Lineage: Eukaryota; Metazoa; Echinodermata; Asteroidea; Valvatida; Asterinidae
Product: transmembrane protein 218-like
Exons: 4
Coding region: 161-505 (114 amino acids)
Source: RefSeq, a predicted model, not a curated record